Messenger RNA from Zingiber officinale, 2092 nucleotides. RefSeq lists its product as uncharacterized. The record is from RefSeq and is a predicted model, not a curated record. NCBI's taxonomy places the organism in Eukaryota, Viridiplantae, Streptophyta, Magnoliopsida, Zingiberales, Zingiberaceae. The transcript is spliced from 12 exons. Bases 195 to 2015 code for a protein of 606 amino acids.
UGGCUGAUUUUAGCAUCUGAUCUUCCCCAGACUGACACACUGACCCAAUUUUUCUCUCACAAGUCAACCAUAGCUUGGUUCACCUACAUCACCAUUGCCUAUCUAGGAGCAACACCGAAGUGACUAUCAGGUUAAGGAAGAGCCCACUGAAUGAUCUAUUAAACAAGUGAGGAGUUUGGUGGUUGAACUGUUUCAUGAAUUAUUUGGGAAUUAGAAUGGUGAAGUUCACAGCUGCAGCAAGAGACUCCAUUGAUGCAGUUUCUGCAAUUCAUAAGCGCUCAAAAAGUGAUUGUGAAAAGAGAAUCAAGAAAGAUAAGCUGGAUGCAUUGAUCCAAUCAUUUCAUCAUGUUAGUGUGGAUAAAGAAGAAGACAUUCUAGCUGAAAUGAACAAAAGAUCAUCGCCAAAAUAUCUGAUUGAAAGCUCUUUAAAGACAGAGAUCCUACAACUGGAAAAAUGCCUCAAAGAUCAGAUUGUGGUACGCCGGGCACUCGAAAAAGCACUGCAGCACGACAUUUCUUAUGUUGAUGAAUCAUCUAUUAGUUGCAUCCCAAAACCAACAAAGGAACUAAUAAGAGAGAUUGCAAUGUUAGAGUUAGAAGUUGUGCAUUUGGAACAACAUCUUCUAUCCCUCUACCGGCGAGCAUUUGAGCAACAAAUACCCAAUGCACCACACCAUGCCGUCGAAGAUGAAACUACGCGACUGCUAGUUCCACAAUCAGCACCAUUUCCAGAAUCUGCCUCGCAUGAUCUGUCUUUUAGAGAAGUAGCAUCGGCAGUUCGAGGUCAAGAGAAGAAUAGCCGCAGAAUUCACCGCAGCCAUUCGUCGUUAGUGCCACGUUCAGUUCGUUCAGCUACAGGGAUACCUUGUGCUAAAAAUCUAGCUCGAGCGUUUGGGGCAUGCCAUACUCUACCACUGUCUUUCCUUGAACAUGAGCAAAGCUUCAAUUCAGGGGUGACGAGCCUCGCAGAACACCUCGGAACUACAAUCAAGCAUCACAUUCCUGAAACACCAAACAGACUCUCUGAAGACAUGGUCAGGUCAAUGUGUGCCAUCUAUUGCAAACUUAGGGACCAUCAUGGUGUUUCAUCUUCACCUACCUCCUCCUUCUCGUCAAGGACCACUUUCUCUCCCCGUUAUACCAGAGAAUUGUGGAGUCCUUGUCGUAAGAGGGAUGCAAUUCUUGACGCCUGGUUUGACAAUUCUAGAUGUUCUGAAAGAUUGAAGGAGUUAAGCGGACCUUACAGUAUGAUGGUAGAAGUGUCUUCCAUUUGCAAGGCCAGUAGAAGGUGCAGUGAUAUCCAAGAAAUGCUGCAAAGCUACAAAGUGCUUAUGCAGAAACUGGAAACAGUUGACCUAAGAACGAUGAACAACGAGGAAAAGAUCGCAUUCUGGAUCAAUAUCCACAACGCAAUGACGAUGCAUUCAUACUUGGAGCAUGGGAUUCCAGGAAGCAACAUGAAAAAGGCUUCAUUGGCCACCAAGAAUGUGUACAAUGUUGGCCGUCGAAUGGUAAAUGCUGAUACUAUACAGGGUUUCAUACUCGGUUGCCGAAUGCAUCCUCCUGGGCAGUGGCUGAGGGCAUUACUCUCCUCGAGAGUAAAGAUCAAAGACAAUGAUGAAUGGAAAGCCUUUGCCAUUGAAAGCUCUGAACCUUUAAUUCGCUUCGCACUUUGCUCAGGGAGCCAUUCGGAUCCUGCAGUUCGAGUGUACAACCCCAAGAGAUUAUUCCAACUGCUGCAGGCUGCAAAGAUGGAGUACAUCCAUGCGACCGUGACGAUUGGCAAGGGACGCAGGAUUCUUGUGCCAAAGAUCUUGGACUACUUCGCGAGGGACUCCAACUUGUCCUCCCAGGAACUGGUGGAGAUGAUCAAGUGCCAUCUUCCUGAAAGUUUAAGGCUCAUCGUCGACGCAUGCCAGGGAAGCAGUUCUGCAAAACUCAUCGAGUGGGUGCCACACAACGUCUCUUUCAGAUACUUGUUGCCUAGGGACCUUGGAAAUCUCAAGUCUCAUUAAGAGAAUAAAACAUGCAUUAAUGUAUGAAUCCUUUGUAAAAUUGUUGCUUUCCAAGUAAUUAACGAUCGUUUUGUUAA